AUGCAUCAGAGAAAAUAUGCUUUGGAACUAAUUUCAGAAGUUGGCUUAGCUGCAGCCAAACCAGCAAUAACUCUGAUUGAUGUUAAUAUCAAAUUAACCUCUAAGCAGUAUAAUGACAGCAUUGACAUAGCAUUUGGAGUUCAAACUCUUAGCCAAUUCCUUCAACAACCCAAAAGAUCACACAUGGAAGCUGCUUUAAGAAUAGUAAAAUAUGUUAAAAGUCAGCCAGGGCAAGGGAUUUUGCUAUCAAGCACACGGAACAAUACAAUCACUGCUUUCUGGGAUGCAGAUUGGGCUGCAUGCCCUUUGACUAGAAAAUCAGUUACAAGGUUCCUAGUUAAGUUCGUGACUCCUUAG
This is a messenger RNA of Nicotiana attenuata, 357 nucleotides long. RefSeq lists its product as uncharacterized. The record is from RefSeq and is a predicted model, not a curated record. The transcript is spliced from 2 exons. NCBI's taxonomy places the organism in Eukaryota, Viridiplantae, Streptophyta, Magnoliopsida, Solanales, Solanaceae. Bases 1 to 357 code for a protein of 118 amino acids.